Messenger RNA from Lasiosphaeria miniovina, 912 nucleotides. RefSeq lists its product as uncharacterized. The transcript has 2 exons. Bases 1 to 912 code for a protein of 303 amino acids. NCBI's taxonomy places the organism in Eukaryota, Fungi, Ascomycota, Sordariomycetes, Sordariales, Lasiosphaeriaceae. The record is from RefSeq and is a predicted model, not a curated record.
AUGCUGAGUUCGAAUUCCGGAACGAAACACCUCUCUCAGGUGCUGAAGAAGACAUUUGAGGACGGCUGGCUUACAAACUAUGGCGUUCUCGAUGAGGAAUUCAGUACCGCGGUUCUUACCAGAAAGGACAAUCAUGAAUUCGAUCUUGUGCCUCAUCGCACGAUCCCUUACCAAUAUAUCGACGAUCCUAAAUUCGGCAAGGGCGAGACACCGGAUGACCACCAUGUCUUCUGGUUCUUUGUCAAACAUACUCCGGCUUCAGGGAGCGGCAAAUCUUCUCCCGCAUCAACAACGUCGAGCCUCCCCGCCCCUCACGCAGGGCGUGAACCGCGUGAUCAACAGCGCAAAGACUCCCUACCUAGACCGCUGUCAGAGUCACCACCUCACUCGGACAGCUCUUCAACCCACAGCGGCAGCACCAGAUCCGGCGACAAGUCGUCCACCAUGCGGUCGCCCACUUUAACCGCUUCAUCAGUUGCUUCCUUGGGUGGGAAGGAGCUCCCUCCUCCACCCAACAAACUCUUCAUUAUCCACAGCCAAGUGACCUUCGACAAGGUUCCCAUUCACUACUACGUCGGAUAUGACGAGCGCGGCAGAUGCCUUCUGGCAAAGAUGCCCACAGAUGAUGUGGAAGCAUGCAGCUUGCUCGACAACGUCUGCCCGAACAUGACCUUUGCCGUGCUUAGAGAUAGGAAGGAGUUCCUGGAGUGGAUAAAAACCGGCUGCAAUGAAAUGACCUGGAACGAACUCGUCGGCCACCUCAACCUGGCACUCACCGGCCACGUCAAAUUUGUCACACACAACUCCGCAAAGACGUUGGAAAUAAUUAGCGCUGCCCAAGAAGCGGACAAGAACGCUGAAGCGGACAAGAAAGCUGAAGCAAAGAAGAAAGCUCCGGUCCUAGGGAAAUAA